Messenger RNA from Rhipicephalus sanguineus (brown dog tick), 1829 nucleotides. RefSeq lists its product as uncharacterized. The transcript is spliced from 3 exons. The record is from RefSeq and is a predicted model, not a curated record. The coding region runs from base 129 to 1607 and encodes 492 amino acids. NCBI's taxonomy places the organism in Eukaryota, Metazoa, Arthropoda, Arachnida, Ixodida, Ixodidae.
CCGGGCCCCAUAUAAAAGCGCGCCCUCAAUGGCCGCCUUCCGGGGUUUCAUUCGCAUUUGGAGAAAAAUACGGUGCUGCGCGCGCGGACGGACGUACACACGGCGAACAUUGGCUUAUACGCCGAAACAUGUGGCUCCCAAUGUUGUUCGUGCUAGUCGCGCUGGCCGAGGCACAGAAAGGGCGAUCCCCAAUUUCGGCCCAUGGUGUUCAGUACGUGAGCGAUCAACCUGAAAACCCCUACCGUGUGGUUUACGACGAUGACCCUCGGUAUGCAUUACAUGGAGGACAAAGUACUAAGCCUGGCGAUGGCAGGACAGUGAGAUACCACGCUUUUCAAGCAGAAGAGCAAAGGUCGUAUCUGCACUCUCGUCGUGUUCCAACCACCACAGUGUCCCUACAUGCCGGUUCAAAGCAGGCAUUGAGCGGAGCGGCCACUAGCAAGAACAAUCAGCAUACUUCGAUCCAACAGCAAGGAGCUCCAGGCGUUGGUGUCGGCGACCAAUCGCAACUAGUGUACCCUCAAGGAUCAUUGCCUGGAUACGCAAUACCCCAAGAAUACCUACAACAAGGCGUGUCUGGUGGCGCUUCGGCUGAGUACCUCCGGGCGGGGGCAGUCUACGCCCCGACUUCGGACAUUGCACAGUACUCAAAUGCUCUGCAGAACUACGCUCAACAACUGGGCUACCCAGCGGCUUACGCGCAAAACCAGGGUUAUCCUUCCGGAAGCUCCGCCGGGGAGCCCACGCAGUAUGUCCAGCAACCUUACUACGUACCUUACUACCCCGGAUCGUCCUACUCUGGUGCUGGUGCGCCUACACACGGCGUUGCUGACCAAACAGGUGGAGCCGUACACGUACCAGCGACCGUCCCUCAAGGCGUGGACUACACUACGGGAAGUGCCGGACCACCGCCGGGACAGAAUGGCUUCGUAUAUCCACCCAGGUAUUCUCCUGAGAGCUCUAAGCCGGCCACUCCAGGGUACGUUGGAGCCGACACGGGAACUAGCCCUAAGGUAGGGACUGACCUCAGCGUUCCUUCCGACCACUACGGGAAAGGUAACGGACCUGCUCAGGUCGUCCCGACAGGAGCCGGACAAGGCGUGUACAGUUACCCGUACGGAUACCCAGUAGCCUACGUGCCGUACAGGUAUCCUGUGCAACCCACCGCCCAAGCUCCUCCUACGCAUCAUACAGCUAACCCCGCUCAGCCGCCCUACUCGGCGCCUGCUCCGGCCUACACGGCGUAUGCUCAGCCGCAAGUUCCGUCGGGACCAAUUCAAGCUUACUACUCCCAGCAAAACGCAUACGCUAACCAGGCGCCAGUACAGACAAGCCAGGAGCAGUUCACAUUUGGCGGGCCUCCGAGAACAAUCUACUCCCUUCCCGGGCCAAUCACUAGCACGCGCCCCAGUCCAGCCGCGCUGCACCACGCAAAGCAUCAUUCUCUCCCAGCAGCAGCUACUACCGCAGCUCCGAGGUAUGGUAAGAGCUUCGUCGACAUCGGCUACACUGCCGCGUCCAUCUACGGCACGCCGAUGUACUCAAAGGCGAGCCCCAACCCGUUCCUGUCGAAAUAUGUGAAUGGGCCGGGUCCACUACUACCCUAGAGGCGUGGUCUCGGACACGGCUGGCAAUGUCUACAUCCAAGGGCCUCAAGGCUUGCCUGCACUGCACCCCGCUCACGUUGCGCCAUCUGGACAGGGACACUACGCCGAAGAAGGCGUGCAGUACGUGCCGGCAGAUAAGUCCUACGAGCUCGGACGAUUUGUAACCAUGCACGCGGGCAAAGAUGGAGUUAGGUACAUCAAGAAGAAACGUUAACAUGUCCU